Molecule: messenger RNA, 1093 nt
Organism: Hevea brasiliensis (rubber tree)
Lineage: Eukaryota; Viridiplantae; Streptophyta; Magnoliopsida; Malpighiales; Euphorbiaceae
Exons: 3
Coding region: 172-573 (133 amino acids)
Biological process (GO): phloem development
Source: RefSeq, a predicted model, not a curated record
CUAUUUAAAUUAAAAGUUGUAUUUAGAUGAAAUUAUUUAUUAUUUAAAGUUUUGUUUGUUAAUAUGUCUAUAAAUUUUCAUUCAUAGCUUAUACAUUUAUAUAUAUAGACUAAUAAUUAAUUAUAUUAUUGAUGGAUUAUUGAUAAAUUAUGAAGGUAAAAGAGGAUAUUAAUGAUGCAGCAUGUAGACAAGCCCUUAUCCAAAAUCCUUAAACCCCAUCAGAAGAGUUUCAUCUGUGCCUCAUCAGCUAUGGCAGCUGCAUCUCCCAGGCUAUCAAAUCCUAAAAAUGAACGCCUUAUGUUUUGUUCAUCAGACGACAAUGCAAAGAUACAUCAAAUUCAGUCCACUCAUGAUCCUGAUGGCCAUGAAUUUUCUUUGAAACCUCUUCUUCAUCUUCUUGAAGACAUUUUCAACCGAGCUGCACCCACUGGCCUGGCUAGCAUUUUUCAUCAACAAGGAGCUCAGCAAGCAAAAUUUCCCGCAUUGGAUGAUAAGGCUCUCCAAGGCUUUGAUGACAUGCUACAUGUUUUGUCAUACACAAUCAAGAAAAUUUCCUGCGAGGCUAGUAUAUGAUUCUUCCCACAGUAUUCAAUUUUACAGGAUUCUGAAUUUCUGAUGUUGUGAUAUAGGUUUUCCAACAUGUAUCCUGCAAAAGCUCUGGUGGUAGAGAUCCACAUGCUACAACAUUGGCAAUAUUUAAGUUGCUAUCAAGCUACUCAUGGGACACAAAGGUGGUGCUAGCCUUAUCAGCUUUAGCGGUAAACUAUGGAGAAUUCUGGCUCGUCGCCCAGCUUUACCAUACAAACCCGCUGGCCAAAGCAGUUGCAGUGCUUAAGCAAUUGCCAGAAGUAUUCGAACGUGCUGACGCAUUGAAACCAAAGUUUGAGGAAAUCAACAACCUUAUCAAGGCUACUUUGGAUGUUGCAAAAUGCAUUGUUGAAUUCAAAGAGCUUCCAUCUCAGUUCGUCACUUCUGAUGCGCCAGAAAUGUCGAAUGCUGCUACUAAUAUCCCUACUGCUGUUUACUGGGCCAUCAGGAGUGUUGUGGCUUGUGCUACACAAAUUACUGACCUCACUGGCUUGAGCCAUGAGUA